Molecule: messenger RNA, 534 nt
Organism: Sinocyclocheilus rhinocerous
Lineage: Eukaryota; Metazoa; Chordata; Actinopteri; Cypriniformes; Cyprinidae
Product: probable E3 ubiquitin-protein ligase makorin-1
Exons: 3
Coding region: 22-534 (170 amino acids)
Biological process (GO): protein polyubiquitination
Molecular function (GO): ubiquitin protein ligase activity; metal ion binding
Source: RefSeq, a predicted model, not a curated record
GGGGCUUCAACAUAAACAGCAAUGGCGGAGGCAGCGGCAGCGUCAACAGCGGCUCCAGCAGUUAUCGGAGGCUGGACGAAGCACGUACCCUGCAGGUAUUUCAUGCACGGGCUUUGCAAAGAGGGCGACAACUGUCGAUAUUUACAUGACCUCAGCAGCUGCAAGCCAACCAUGAUCUGCAAGUUCUUUCAAAAGGGAUGCUGUGCUUUUGGGGACCGUUGCAGGUACGAACAUACUAAACCUGCCAAGCAAGACGAAGUCCCUAGUUCUAAGCCGCCGGUGCCGCUGACCGCUGCUCCCCUUGCUGGCACUCCUGAACCCGUGUCUGAUGGGCCAGGUGGUACGACCGAUGCCCAGGAGAAGCCCCAAGGCUUGGGGGCAGUGGACUGGGUCAAUGCUGCCGAGUUCGUGCCAGGGCAGCCCUACUGUGGGAGGGGUGAGUGUAGCAGGGAAAGAUGUUCCGUUGUCAUUGCCAAGACAAUCUGUGAAAACACGGUGCCAGCAGAUAAGCCAAGCAUUCGGUGUACAAUAUGA